This is a messenger RNA of Phodopus roborovskii (desert hamster), 2388 nucleotides long. It is a transcript of the gene Znf853, whose product is annotated as zinc finger protein 853. Bases 331 to 2364 code for a protein of 677 amino acids. Lineage: Eukaryota; Metazoa; Chordata; Mammalia; Rodentia; Cricetidae. The record is from RefSeq and is a predicted model, not a curated record. Gene Ontology annotation, biological process: regulation of transcription by RNA polymerase II. Gene Ontology annotation, cellular component: nucleus. The transcript is spliced from 3 exons. Gene Ontology annotation, molecular function: DNA-binding transcription factor activity, RNA polymerase II-specific; RNA polymerase II cis-regulatory region sequence-specific DNA binding.
GCCACCCUGACCAACCCUGAUCCCCGCUUGGGAUUUGGAACCCUGCCUCCCUUCCCUGUCCCUACGUGAGAGUCUCCACCAACUUCUGCCUGGGAACUCCACUGUGCACCUUGUCUUGGCCCAGGGCGACCUCGGCAGCUCUGACAGCGAAGACCCCGCGGAGUGCCCGUAGAGGGUUCCCCUGGGGGUGGUCAGAGCCUCUCUGGCUCCUUCUAGAUGGAGGCACCUCCGGAAGGAGCUCUGGCUGAUCGGUCGUGGCCUUAACCUUGUAGCCACUGGUGACCACACCUCCCCUAGCGCAGUGGCUGCUGCCAGCGGCGGCGGCGGGAAAUGCUGUUCCAGCCUGCUCCCCAGGACCCUGGUGUGACUGCCAGGAUGGAGCUGGGUCCCACAACAGAGACCUUUGUGUUGGAGCUGCGAUGUCUUGAGGAUGGGGGUCCAGGGCCUGACACCCUCUCAGGUGGCAGUGGUGGAAGUGAGAGCCAGGAGGAGGAAGAGGCACAGGAGGGGAGCAGCAGCCCACAGCUGCCAGCACUCGCAGCCCUGGUAGGGGCCAGUAACAGCAUUGAGGCAGUGCAGCCGGGACAACAGGACUUGCACCUGCAACAGUUAGAGCAGCAGCAAGAGCUCCUGGAACAGCUGCAGCAUAAGCAGUUGCAAGAGCAGCGGCCUCCCCAUCAACUGUUGGGAUCUCAGCCAGAAUUGCAGCAGCAACAAGAUGGGCAGCCGCCGCCAUCUCAGCUGCAGCAAGAACUACAGGAAAACCUCCAGUCUGAGCAUCAUCAGGAACCAAAACCACAGCUGCAGCUGGUGCAGCAGCUGGGACUUGGACAGGAGCCACAAUCAUUGCAGCAGCAGGGGGUGAUGAUGGUGAAACCCCAGGGCCAAGAGCAACAGCUGUUACAACAGCAGCAGCAAGUGCAACAGCAACAGCUAUUGCAGCAAAGAGAACAGGCUCUGCUGCUGCAGCAGCCAAUGCAAGAGCAAAGACACUCACCGCAGCUUCUCCAGCAACAGCAACUACUGCAAGAGCAGGGACAAAUGCUGCUGCAGCAUGUACAAGAACAAGCAUUGUUACAGCAAGGUCAAGGGCAACAGCUGUUGCAGCAGCAUCAACAGGAGAAGUUACAGCAGCCGCUGCUUCAACAGCAGCAACUGUUGCAAGAGCAGGGACAAUUGCAGCACCAAGUACUGUUGCUGCAGCCACAGGGACAGCUACAGCAGCAGCUGUUGCUGCAGGAGCAGGCCCAGAUACAGUACCAACUAUUGCUGCAGCAAGAACAGUUGCAGCAGCAACAGUUGUUGCAACAGCAGCAGGAACAGCUGCAGCCACAGCUGCAACCUCCUCCACUGGAGCCAGAGGAGGAAGAGGUGGAACUGGAGCUCAUGCCAGUGGACGUGGGGUCAGAGCAGGCGCUGGAGCAGCAUCGGCAGGAGCUAGAGAGGCUGCAGGAACAGCGGCAGCUGCAGCUAAAACUGCAGGAGCAGCUGCAUCAGCUGGAGCAGCACUUGGAGCAGCAGCAGUUGCUGGAGCAGUUGCAGCAGCAGCAGCUGGAGCAACAGGAGGUGCACCUGGAGCUGACCCCGGUGGAGCUGGGCCUCCAGCAACAGGGGCUGCAGCUGGAACUGACCUCUGUGCCUCCCGAGCUGCAGCUGGAGCUGGUGUCCACUCCGGGAGGUGGCGCAGUGCCAGUUCCAGCCACUGUCGUGGUGGCCCCUCCAGGCUAUGUGGUGCUACAAGAGCUCAUGGUGCUGCCCACUGUGGCCACAUCCACCGUGGUGGCCAUGCCGGGCCCCGACGGGAGUGCGACCAUGAAACAGCGGAGGAAGCGACGAGGCAGGGACAGGCCAACCAUCUGCGGGGAGUGUGGUAGGGGUUUUAGCCGGAGCACGGACCUGGUACGACACCAGGCCACACACACUGGGGAGAGGCCUCAUCUCUGCAGCGAGUGCGGCAAGGGUUUCUCACAGCACUCCAACCUGGUGACACAUCAGCGUAUCCACACAGGCGAGAAGCCCUACGCCUGCACCUUCUGCUCCAAGUGCUUCAGCGAGAGCUCGGCGCUCGUGCAGCACCAGCGCACCCAUACGGGCGAACGGCCCUACGUCUGCGGAGACUGCGGCAAAUGCUUCAGUGUCUCUUCUAACCUGCUGCGCCACCGCCGCACCCACUCGGUCGAGCAGCCCUACGUGUGCGAGGACUGCGGAGAGCGCUUUCGGAAUAAGGUGCAGAUCCGCAGGCAUGAGCGCCAGUUCCACGGGGCAGGUCGCUCUCGAGGUCUGGGCCUGCUGCGGUCCUCCAGGUCGGCACCCUCGGGAGCCUCCACAAGGGUCCAGCAGGCUUCUGCAUCCGGGAAGCCCUGAGUGGUGUGAGAGUCAUCCACACCU